Fusarium musae is the source of this 309-nucleotide messenger RNA. RefSeq lists its product as uncharacterized. The transcript is spliced from 2 exons. The coding region runs from base 1 to 309 and encodes 102 amino acids. NCBI's taxonomy places the organism in Eukaryota, Fungi, Ascomycota, Sordariomycetes, Hypocreales, Nectriaceae. The record is from RefSeq and is a predicted model, not a curated record.
AUGAAACCUCCUCAGUCCAAACAAGGACCGCCAACAAAUUCUAGCGACCCAGCGCCGCCAUAUACAGAGAUCGCAUCACCCCCUCCAUAUCCUGAAGUCCCAUCUGCAGAAUAUCUCAACGAGAUGUUCAGAUACUUCUACCUUCGCGACUGGAAGGAUAGCUGGAAGGCCACUCUUGCCGAUUUCCUUGCCAAGAAUGAAAAUUACACGUUUGAGCUUCACGACGAUGGUAAAAAUCUUCGCAUCAUGCUACCCAGCGCUUACUACAAGUCGAUGGAACUUGAAGAGCUUCGGAAGAUGCAGCGGUAA